UUUUCUGUCAAAUGAAUCAUUCGUUUGAAUCUCGCGUUCGAAACAACACUUUAUUCAAUGAAAACUCUUCCAAACCUUCAAACUCUGGUUUCUCUUGAAUCUCACUAUGAAUUCGAUGAACGCUUCCAACUCUUGCGUUCAGUCCUUCUCGUCGUUGCGCUCCACGCCUCCUCCUACGCCCUCUUCCGCCACCUCACUUCACCCCCACUUUCCCCUCUCGCCCUCUGUUUCCUCAUUACAGCUCUGAGUCUUGUCUUUCUCUGUCUUUUACUCCAAACUCUGAUUCCCGUUCGACUUCUUCGACAACUUUCUCGUUCUUCGCAAACAUUUUUGUCUCUCUUGUUAUGGACGGCAUGUCUUGUCCUUCAAAUGGUGGCCUCUGGUCUCGAGCCCGACCGACUACUCGACGACAGACAUACCGUUCCUCCGUUUUGGUCGUUGUUUGCUCUUUUAGUCGCCCAAACAAUGCUUCCUUUUCCCGUAAAAGUCACUCUUGCGCUUCAAUUAUGUGUUGUUUCCGCACAACUCGUCGUUUCGAUUGUCGUUUUUGCGCGCAUUUCUUCGGCUUCUUCGACGGCCGAAACGCAGUUCCUGUUCUGCGACGCUCUUCUUCUGCUUCUUUUUCUAUUGUCUUCUAUAUAUCAACGCCAUGUCUUCGAACGCGAAAGAAAACGCACUUUUUCCGGCGCUCAACACGUGAUUGACGACAGAAUUCGUUUGGAAUUCGAACGGGAACGUCAGGAACAACUCCUGCUUUCCGUGAUUCCCGCCUAUAUUGCAGCCGAAGUCCGGACUCGUAUUCUCGAGAGAACCGCUGCUUCGCGUCAAGACUCGAGCCGUUCCUCACGUUUUCACGAACUCUACGUUCAAAGACAUAACAAUGUGUCUCUUCUUUACGCCGAUAUCGUCAACUUUACGCCACUUUCCGAACGUCUUUCGGCUUCAGAAUUGGUCAGAACUCUCAACGAUCUCUUCGGGCGUUUCGACCAAUUGGCUCAGGAGAAUCAAUGUCUUCGAAUCAAAAUUCUCGGCGAUUGUUAUUAUUGUGUUUCCGGUCUUCCCGUUUCCCGUCCAAAUCACGCCAUUAAUUGUGUUCAAAUGGGUCUUCAGAUGAUUGACGCCAUCCGCGGUGUUCGUGACCGAACUCACGUCCCCGUAGACAUGCGCAUUGGUGUUCAUUCGGGAAAUGUCUUGUGCGGAGUCAUUGGUCUUCAUAAAUGGCAAUUCGAUGUCUGGAGUGAUGACGUCACUCUCGCCAAUCACAUGGAAGCGGGAGGAGUUCCCGGCCGCGUCCACAUCACAGCCGCCACUCGCGACCUUCUGGACGACCGUUUUCUGGUCGAACCGACGGAAGGACAAACACGUGACGUAUAUUUAGCUCAACAUCGAGUCAACACUUUUCUCAUUAUUUCUCCGAAAAUCUGCGAAGAACCCAUUCGAUUGACUUCCGAUCGACGGAAACGUUCGGUCUGUUCGUCGGCCGUUAAGCGAAGUGCCAAAUGGACGGAAUGCGGUCUUAAUUCGGACGCGCCUUUUGCUGACGUCAGUGAACGCGUUAUCGCAAGAAACGUCACUCAAACCAGCAUUGCUCUCAUCGAAGCCUCACUUCUGCCUCCACGUGCUCUUUGUCCUCAACUUCAUUCGCUUCAAGACAUUCAUCCGCUUUGUCUUCACUUCCGUUCUGCAAUUCUUGAACGCGAUUAUCAAUUACACCGUUUCUCUUCCUUCUCUCCGUCCGCCAACUCUUCGGCCGCCGUUUUCCUGGUGUUGGGCGCAAUCCAACUCACUUUGGCCCCCACAAACUGGACUUCUUUGGCGUUGUUGUGUUCGACGGCUCUCGUUCUGCUGGUCGUCCUUUUGGUGCUCAACCUGCAACCCCCGUCCUCCUCCUCCUCCCCCUCGUCCACGCCCAGCCCCAGCCCCACCCCCCGCCACUCGAUUCGAAUCAUUUGUUCGAUUUUUCUCUCGACUUUUCUUUUGCUCGAAAAUUCUCUUUCCAUUGCUUUUCUCGACUGUGAGUCCACUCCCCGCUCUCUCAACCAAUCACUGGUCGGCGAUGGCUGGGAGGGCGGGGCGUGUGAGGCUCUUUUACGGCAUUAUUUUCUCGUUUCUCCGGCCGUCGUUUUGACCGCAGUUUCGCUCUUUUUCUUCAUUGGAUUUCUUUUGAAAACACUUCUAAUGACUGUUUAUCUGUUGGCUAUUCUUCUGAUUCUUUCGCGAACUCAACGUCUUCCUCCCGAAGCUCCGGAACUGUUGCUCUUUCUGUCGGCUCUCGUCCUGUGUUUCCUGUCCCGCGACCGCCGUCUGGAACGCGCUUCUCGGUCACACUUUUUAUGGAGAGCUCGACUUCGUGUCGAACAACAGGAGGUGGAGACGACAGGAGGCGUAAAUCGACUGCUUUUGGAAAACAUUUUACCACAACACGUCGCGCAACACUUCCUCGGCGCUCUUCACGGCGACCAACUCUAUGCCGAACGAUACGCUUCUGUGGCCGUAAUGUUCGCUUCGAUUCCGAAUUAUAAAGAGUUUUACGACGAAAACGACGUCAAUAAACAAGGACUCGAAUGUUUGCGUCUUUUAAAUGAAAUCAUUUGUGAUUUCGAUUUAAUUCUUUCAAAACCAAAGUUUUCCAAAAUCGAAAAAAUCAAAACAAUUGGAAGCACUUAUAUGGCGGCCGCCGGUCUCCAACCUGGUCACGAAUCGGCCGACGGCAAUCAAGCCAUGAAUCGACGUUCAGUUGUGUCGUUAGUGGAACUGUCUUUGGCCUUAAUGUCUGCUUUGGAACAAAUAAAUAGAGAAUCGUUUCAACGCUUUAGACUUCGUGUCGGAAUAAAUCACGGACCGGUUAUUGCAGGCGUUGUCGGCGCUCAUAAACCUCAAUACGACAUUUGGGGAAACACUGUAAACGUCGCCUCGAGAAUGGACUCAACCGGACAAAUGGGAUGCAUUCACGUGACGCGCGACACUGCGAUGGUUCUUCGCGAAGAAGGAUACGCCUGUGAAUCGCGCGGAGAAAUUCAUGUCAAAGGAAAAGGCAUUUUAGAGACGUUUUUCGUUUCAAAAUAA
This is a messenger RNA of Oppia nitens, 3066 nucleotides long. It is a transcript of the gene Adcy2, whose product is annotated as adenylate cyclase type 2-like. The transcript is spliced from 12 exons. Gene Ontology annotation, biological process: intracellular signal transduction; adenylate cyclase-activating G protein-coupled receptor signaling pathway; adenylate cyclase-inhibiting G protein-coupled receptor signaling pathway. The record is from RefSeq and is a predicted model, not a curated record. Gene Ontology annotation, molecular function: adenylate cyclase activity. NCBI's taxonomy places the organism in Eukaryota, Metazoa, Arthropoda, Arachnida, Sarcoptiformes, Oppiidae. The coding region runs from base 58 to 3066 and encodes 1002 amino acids.